Molecule: messenger RNA, 2092 nt
Organism: Gaeumannomyces tritici R3-111a-1
Lineage: Eukaryota; Fungi; Ascomycota; Sordariomycetes; Magnaporthales; Magnaporthaceae
Product: actin-like protein
Exons: 4
Coding region: 552-1694 (380 amino acids)
Source: RefSeq, a predicted model, not a curated record
UUGGGACCGAGUUGGGACCGCGUCGAGUUCUCGAGCUGUCUUGAGCUGCGGUCUAUGCUGACCCUGAAAGAAUUACCCUGAAAGAACUACCCUAAAAGAAUUCACGUCAACACUCCCUGACCUGACAGGCAAUCGCGCCACCCACCUUGGCCCAAGCCCAGCAAACGGCCUGUCUGUGCCUGUGCUAUCGCGCCGUCAGUCAACACCGCAUCGCCGUCGACUCGCCCCACCAAAUAGCUUCGUUCAGUCCGCCCCGACCGCCUCACCGCGUCGCCCCAACACGGCCCUAACCCGUGAAAUCAGCCACCACCCGCCGCCCCGACACGUGCGAUCCCCAGGGUGCUGGUCUCUGGCGAAGGCGAACGGGCCAACCGACACCCCUCACCUGUGCAUGGGGUCGAGCUUUUCCCGUGCUGUUCAUGAGCCCGGCAUAGCGACCGACCGGAGAAGGAACCCGAGAGAGGCCGCGGCAGCAAACUGACAAGGACACCACCCACGGCAAGCACCCUCGGCAAGCAGCCCCGACAGGAGAAGCCAGAGCCGCCGGCCGGAUGGCGGAACUACUACACAACCAGUCGAUCGUCAUCGACAACGGCUCAGGCACGAUCAGGGCGGGGUUCGCGGGGGAGGACCUGCCCACGUGCUACUUCCCCUCCUUCGUCGGCCGUCCCAAGCACACAAAGGUCCUGGCCGGCGCGCUCGAGGGGGACGUCUUCAUCGGCGAGCGCGCCGCCACGGAGCUGCGCGGCCUGCUCAAGAUCCGCUACCCGCUCGAGCACGGCAUAGUCACCGACUGGGACGACAUGGAGAAGAUAUGGGGCUACGUGUACCAGGAGGGCCUCAAGACGUCGCCCGAGGAGCACCCCGUCCUGCUCACGGAACCGCCAUUAAACCCCCGGGCCAACCGCGACACGGCGGCCCAGAUCCUCUUCGAGACCUUCAACGUGCCGGCGCUCUACACAUCGAUACAGGCGGUACUGUCGCUGUACGCGAGCGGGCGGACGACGGGCAUCGUGCUGGACUCGGGCGACGGUGUGUCGCACGCCGUACCCGUGUACGAGGGCUUCGCCAUCGCCAACAGCGUCCAGCGCAUCGACGUGGCCGGCCGCGACGUGACGGAGCACCUGCAGACGCUGCUGCGCAAGAGCGGCUACGUCUUCCACACUAGCGCCGAGAAGGAGGUGGUGCGCCUGAUCAAGGAGUCGGUCUCGUACGUCGCCCAUGACCCGCGCAAGGAGGAGAAGGAGUACGCGGCCGCCAAGCUGGACCCCAAGAUGACGGCCAAGUACACGCUGCCCGACGGGCACAAGCUCGAGAUCGGCCCCGAACGGUUCCGCGCCCCCGAGAUCCUGUUCGACCCCGAGAUCAUCGGGCUCGAGUACCCUGGCGUGCACCAGAUGGUGAUCAACGCCAUCGGCAAGACGGACCUGGACCUGCGCAAGGCCCUCUACUCCAACAUUGUGCUCUCGGGCGGUAGCACCCUGACAAAGGGCUUUGGCGAUCGACUCCUGACCGAGGUGCAGAGGCUGGCGGUGCGGGACAUGAGGAUAAAGAUCUUUGCCCCGCCCGAGCGCAAGUACUCGACCUGGAUCGGCGGCAGCAUUCUAGCAGGCCUGAGCACGUUUAGAAAGAUGUGGGUGAGCGUCGACGACUGGCACGAGAACCCGGAUAUAAUCCACACCAAGUUCAACUAAGGGACUUGUCAAACACCAAAACUUCAGGCAUGGUUGGGUCGGGUGUGGGGGGAGGUAAGCGAUUGGCAUCAAUGGGCCGGCGAGCGAAGCGGGAUCAACAAGGCGUCUGGCGAUGGCAGGGCUGCAUCUCUUCCGCCAAUUGGUGGGCAGCGUCUGUUGGCUUGUAGAUGCCCGGUUGUCGUGUAUCUUCAAGACAUGUUUUGCAACCUUGGACUAUACACUGACCACGAGCGUGAGAACGAAUGAUACCCACGGUUGACUGCUUGAGUUGGGUGUCACUUUACUGCAAUUCUGAUGUCAUUGCGUAUUUCAGCGUGUAAAUGUACAGUUAAAGAACAAAUCUGAAUAGUAAACAAAGACAAGGAAAACUCAUCGCCGUCUCUCGCUUUGGGGGGUAU